GUAAGUGAUGUACUUUCAGCAUAAUUAGAAAUUAGGUUGAUGUACACUUAUCUUGUAAUUUAUUGAUAAUGUUGAAACUUGUUUGAAUUAUAUAAAGCAAUGGUUCUAAGAAAUCUGACGCUGCUGGUUCUUAUCAACUUUGUAGCACAGGGGGAAACAAAACUGACAUCGAUGUUGCACCAUAGACAAACUAGAAUUAAAUCUACUAGUCUGGAUGCAUUUGAACGACUUAUCAUAAGGUUAAAACGGGGCGUACCCGAUUUAAACGAAGAUGGAGGUUCAAGGGCAACGGAUACACCAUCCACGCCUACCCUCGUCCCUAACACGCCACCAAGCCCGCCAGUCACCGCUACAGAUGCCAUAACCACGACAACAACGAACACAACGACAACAACAAACGCCACGACUAGCACAGAAAGAAACACGCAAGCAGCAACAACGGCGAGCGCUACUGAGACAACCACACUGAAGCACAAUCCCGAUGCUAACGCGGCCGCACGCAGUGAAUAUCCACAUAUCACUUGUUUUUACGUUCUACCUUUGAUUGCGAUAUUCAAACUGCUUUGUAUUGAAAUGAUUUAGGUAGUUUUUUGUUGAUAACAAACAAGUUUCAGUUUUGGUUUCAAGUGUCUCGGCGGUUUGGAAACCUGUUUCGAAACUUUUGCUUUAAGACACAAAUCCAUGGUUUUGUGUACAGCUCCAAUAACAUUAUGGAGCUUCUGCAUGUAGCCAUCAUUUCUAAAUUUCUUCGAAAACAAUGAUACCGAAGAUGGUCGUGUGUCUGUUUUAACUCAAUGGUGCUUCAACACACGAGUUGGAUCACUGUCAGCCAUGUUUUAUUUUUCAAAAUUAGCUAGUUUUCGGAUGGAACGAAGCGACGGAACCAUAUUCGGAGGGGGUUUCGAUAGUACAUAUGUAACAAAAAAACAUUUGAUUUGAAACUGUCACAACAAAUACACAGUUCGUGUAACCAAUAUAAGCCCAAAACAAGUGCAUUACCAACAAAAACGCCGUAAGUUAGUGUAAUGGUUGAUUCGAAGGCAUAUAAUGGAAGUUUGGAAUGCUAACAAUAUAUAAUGUAUACAACCGGUCAUUCGAAACUCCUCGGCCAUUUUCUACGAAACAAACUCGGAUGUGUAUAGACGGUUAACAAUGUUCGAAAUCGGUACACUUUAACUACGCUGAAAGUAGAUCGCGUAAUUUUAAUUUAGCAGUUAAACUUAAUGACUUAAUUCUUGGGAAUCUUCUUUUUUGCAAUAAUACACUACACUGGCAAUCAAUUUAAGCUCAGGCCCCAAUUUCUCGGAACUUCUUAAGUCCCUUAUAACAGGAUUAAGCUAAGUACACUAUUUUUGUUUUUCAAUAAUUUGCGUAAGUUUUACUUCUUUGAGAGUUUUUGUUCUUUAAAAAGGAAUGUUCUUUAUGAUAAUCACAAUAAACCAUUUUUCAAUGAUCAAAAUCCAAUUUAAGUAUGUAUUUUGGCUAACUGGAAUAAGCUACUUAAACCUGUUACACUUAAGACAUUUCGAGAAAUUGGGGCCAGGUCUACAAAAACAAGCUAAAACACUAUAUUUAAUUAAUAAUAUAAUUCCAAAAUUUUACGAACUACUUCUACUUGUACCGGCAUACAUUCGUGGUUGUUUUCGUAGAAAAUGGCCGAGGAGUUCCGAAUGACAACCGGUAUGUUCGACACGUUCUAACUCAUUAUUCAUAACGUUGUCACAAAUCAACAUUUCAGCUUAUGAAAUCCAUGUUGUAUAUUUGUCUAUAUCAAUAUUCAAGGCGAGAUUAUUCAUUAUGUACAAUGUUAUUCAUUAAAACGUUACAAUAUUUUAUGUUACCUAUUUUAGUCUUUUAUAUUUUUUGAAUUUUCAAUGGAAUGAAAAUGAUGAAGGUGGUUUUCAUUAGUUCAAUUUGUCGGAUUUUAAAGAUUUUUUUUUCCUUUAAAUGCUGAUGGAAUGGACUUACAUGCAGUUCUAAUUAAGAAAGGCAUGUUUGCAUCUGAAUUUAUAUUGUGUAUAUGAAUUUAUUCUAUUAAUUGUAAUUUGAUGUCGAGCUAACAUUUAAGACUUUAUCCGCACAUACUAGGCCACAUUAUUAUUUAGAUGAAUAAUCAUGAUUAAAUGCUCGCCUACAAUAUAUUGCGUGGUAAUAAAAUAAUGCUUUGUCGAAGUGUUUUUCUGCAAAAGAAAAAAAAAACGUCACGUACCUUCAAGCUGUUCAUGUACAUUAUACAUGAGGGAGA
Messenger RNA from Mya arenaria, 2245 nucleotides. RefSeq lists its product as uncharacterized. NCBI's taxonomy places the organism in Eukaryota, Metazoa, Mollusca, Bivalvia, Myida, Myidae. The transcript is spliced from 3 exons. The coding region runs from base 100 to 582 and encodes 160 amino acids. The record is from RefSeq and is a predicted model, not a curated record.